UUCUGGCCGGCAGCGAGCGAUUCGGCAACUUCGACAUCAUGGAUCAACAAAACCGAGUGGGCAGCAAGUUUGGCGGAGGAGGCAUAGCGGGUGCCAAUGAAGCGGGCGUUGACCGUCGAGAAAGACUGCGCAAGCUCGCUCUCGAGACGAUUGAUCUAGCCAAAGAUCCGUAUCUGCUACGGAACCAUCUCGGCGGACUGGAAUGUCGACUUUGCUUGACUCUGCACACCAACGAAGGCUCCUACUUGGCCCACACGCAAGGCAAGAAGCAUCAGACCAAUCUCGCCCGUCGUGCCGCAAGAGAGGCGACAGACUCGUCCGUCUAUCAGUCCCAGCUACUGGCUCAGCAAGCCGCCGCACAACGUUUGGCGCCCAAGAAGCAGUUUCUCAAGAUCGGCUUGCCGGGCUAUCAGGCUACCAAGAUCAAGGAUCCCGAGUCAGGCCAAUUGGGCUUGCUCUUCCAGAUCUUCUAUCCCGAGAUCAAGCCGGAUUCGAUACCGAUGCACAGAUUCAUGUCGGCAUACGAACAGCGCAUCGAGGCGCCCAGCAGAGAUCAUCAGUAUUUGCUCAUUGCUGCAGAGCCGUACCAAACGAUCGCCUUCAAAGUCCAGAGCAGAGAAAUCGAUCACCAGCCAGGCAAAGGGUGGAAGCAUUUCGAUCCAGAUACAAAAACUUAUUCGCUCCAGUUCCUCUUCGUAUGAGUGAUCAUCUGUUGUCUGUAGACGUACUGUGUCAGUAUCUCUGCCUUUUGCAUGCAAAGCGGAUUCAGCAGCACAGUGAGAGGUCAGUGUAACUAUGAACAAUAUCUCACAGCUCCAGACUCGCCGUC
Molecule: messenger RNA, 829 nt
Organism: Mixia osmundae IAM 14324
Lineage: Eukaryota; Fungi; Basidiomycota; Mixiomycetes; Mixiales; Mixiaceae
Exons: 4
Coding region: 39-701 (220 amino acids)
Biological process (GO): spliceosomal complex assembly
Cellular component (GO): nucleus; U2 snRNP; U2-type prespliceosome
Molecular function (GO): nucleic acid binding; zinc ion binding
Source: RefSeq, a predicted model, not a curated record